Molecule: messenger RNA, 2362 nt
Organism: Cavia porcellus (domestic guinea pig)
Lineage: Eukaryota; Metazoa; Chordata; Mammalia; Rodentia; Caviidae
Gene: Kcng2
Product: potassium voltage-gated channel modifier subfamily G member 2
Exons: 3
Coding region: 298-1731 (477 amino acids)
Biological process (GO): potassium ion transmembrane transport; protein homooligomerization
Cellular component (GO): membrane; voltage-gated potassium channel complex
Molecular function (GO): protein binding; voltage-gated potassium channel activity
Source: RefSeq, a predicted model, not a curated record
ACGGUCCUGGGUGAGGUACUGGCGCCUCCCUAAUCACGGAGGGGAGCGGGGGUCCAAGUCCUGGGGACCCCACUUAGCACGAGGGGGCGCCGUGCCACUGCAGGCCAGGACGCAGCCGGCCGGUGGGGCCGGCACGGUGCGCGGGGCGGUGCCUGGCUCGACUGCCAGCUCCGGGAUGCCGAGCUCCGCCCCGAGGAGCUGCGGCGGGCUGGUGUGCAGAUCCCGCAACCUUGAGCCCUGCCCCGAGGCCCAGUCUCCGGAGCGCAGCGCCGCCCGGGGCCGCCGCCGCAUGGGGCCAUGGUGCUGCUGCCCGGGCACGCGGAGACCCCCGACCCGGGGCCCGGCGGCUGCCGAGCGCGCGGCGGAGCGGCCCGCCCGCGGCACGUCAUCAUCAACGUGGGCGGCUGCAGGGUGCGCCUGGCCUGGGCGGCCCUGGCGCGCUGUCCGCUGGCGCGCCUCGAGCGCCUCCGGGCCUGCCGCGGCCACGACGAGCUGCUGCGCGUGUGCGACGACUACGACGUGAGUCGCGACGAGUUCUUCUUCGACCGCAGCCCCUGCGCCUUCCGCGCCAUCGUGGCGCUGCUGCGCGCCGGCAAGCUGCGGCUGCUGCGCGGCCCGUGCGCGCUGGCCUUCCGCGACGAGCUGGCCUACUGGGGCAUCGACGAGGCGCGCCUGGAGCGCUGCUGCCUGCGCCGCCUGCGCCGCCGCGAGGAGGAGGCGGCCGAGGCGCGCGCGGGGCCGGCGGGGCGCGGGGCGCCGGGGAGCCCGGCGCGCGCCCUGGGACCCGGGCGGCUGGAGCGUGGCCGGCGGCGCCUCCGCGACGUGGUGGACAAUCCGCACUCGGGGCUGGCGGGCAAGCUCUUCGCCUGUGUCUCCGUGGCGUUUGUGGCCGUCACGGCCGUCGGCCUCUGUCUGAGUACCAUGCCGGACAUCCGCGCCGAGGAAGAACGGGGCGAGUGCUCUGCAAAGUGCCACAGCCUCUUCGUGCUGGAGACCGUGUGUGUGGCCUGGUUCUCCUUUGAGUUCCUGCUGCGCUCGCUGCAGGCCGAAAGUAAGUGCGCCUUCCUACGGACACCGCUCAACAUCAUCGACAUCCUGGCCAUCCUGCCCUUCUACGUGUCGCUGCUCGUCGGCCUGGCGGCGGGGCCCGCGGGCAGCAAGCUCCUGGAGCGCGCAGGCCUGGUCCUGCGCCUGCUACGCGCACUGCGCGUGCUCUACGUCAUGCGCCUGGCGCGCCACUCUCUGGGGCUGCGCUCGCUGGGCCUCACAGUGCGCCGCUGCGCGCGCGAGUUUGGGCUGCUGCUGCUCUUCCUCUGCGUGGCCAUGGCGCUCUUCGCGCCCCUUGUGCACCUGGCCGAGCGCGAGCUGGGCGCCCGCCGCGACUUCUCCAGUGUGCCAGCCAGCUACUGGUGGGCCGUCAUCUCCAUGACCACCGUGGGCUACGGCGACAUGGUACCGCGCAGCCUGCCGGGCCAAGUGGUAGCGCUGAGCAGCAUCCUGAGCGGCAUCCUGCUCAUGGCCUUCCCGGUCACCUCCAUUUUCCACACCUUUUCACGCUCCUAUUCGGAGCUCAAAGAGCAGCAGCAGCGCGCCGCCAGCCCCGAGCCGGCCCUGGGUGAGGAUAGCACGCGCGAGGACAGCACGCACUCAGCCACCCCCACGGAAGACAGCUCGCCAGACGCUGAGAGGGCGGACUCUGCCAGGGAUGAGCGAUCGCCGCCGAGGCGCUGAGCUAGUUAACCCUUCGGCCGCGCAGCACACGAACUGGCUCUGCAGCGUGUCUAAACCUAAAAACCAUGAGUUUCCGCUGUAGAGUAAUUCAUCUUUGACUUCCGAUACCAGCUUCUCAGGUGACCAGGCCUCCUCUGGGGUGGCAAAGCUCAAGCUUUGCAUGUAGGCAUUUGAACUAAGCCUUUUCCCUGCCCUCCCAGCUGGUCUGCAAACCCCAGAGCUCACCCCUCUGGAACACAUCUCUACUGGAACCACCUCUGGGACUUGACGCCUCUCCUCUCAAGACUUGGCUGGCAGACUUAGAGAGGAUGGAUGGAUCUCGUCCAAAGAGCUCCAGCAGCUCAGGUGGGGGGGGGGGGCAAAUCCUUCCACAAGUGUGAGCCUUUCUCUUCUCUGUAGGGAUGGGAAGAAUGGAACUUUACAAAUCAUGCUGCUUUGUAUUUCAUUUUAGCGAGCUCUACAACCAUACCUGAGCUACUGAAGGCCCAAGACCACCACCCAGGUCCUGCUGCACUGCUUGACAGCUUCAGGCAAGGCCACUGGUGUAUGGGGAAGCCCAUAUCAGGCCCUUGCAGCUGCGGACUCUCCUGAGAUUUCACUGCAUCCCAAUAAACAAUGCUGGCCUCUCCUG